Hirsutella rhossiliensis is the source of this 885-nucleotide messenger RNA. RefSeq names its product alpha/beta hydrolase family domain-containing protein. Bases 1 to 885 code for a protein of 294 amino acids. Lineage: Eukaryota; Fungi; Ascomycota; Sordariomycetes; Hypocreales; Ophiocordycipitaceae. The record is from RefSeq and is a predicted model, not a curated record. The transcript is spliced from 3 exons.
AUGACGGCAGUCGAGGAACAAUUCAAAGUGCUCGUGCACCCCUACCGCUCUCCCACCCGAGGCACUUGUGCCUAUGAGAUGGGAAACACAUCCUCACGCAACGCCGUCAUCUUCAUCGGCGGCCUCUCAGAUGGCCCUCAUACGACGUCAUAUAUCCGCACUGUGGCGCGACAGCUGGAGACGGCCAUGGAGCUCAGCUACUCAGUUUUUGAGAUCCGCAUGAGGAGCAGCUUUGUUGGUUAUGGAACGGCCAGCCUGAAGAGCGACGUCGACGACAUAUCCGCCCUCGUCAAGUAUCUCCGCGCAUUGGGGAGGGACAAAAUUGUGCUGUUUGGCCAUUCGACCGGCUGUCAAGACUGCAUGGAAUACACGCAUUACGCCAAGCAUAACUGCUCCCCAGUGGACGGCUUCGUCCUGCAGGCACCAGUGUCGGACCGGGAGUCUCUCGAGCUUACCUGGCCCGACCACAAGGCGAGCCUCGACCUUGCCGCCGAAUGGAUCGCUCAAGGAAAGGCGGACGACUGUCUCCCGAACGAGCUGGUUCCUGAUGCGUUUGGCGUGCCCAUGUCGGCCUACAGGAUGCACUCGCUCUUUGCAAAGGGGGGCGAUGACGACUACUUCUCCUCCGACCUGGACGAUGAGACGGUGGCCCGGGUGUGGGGCCGGUUCAAGAAGCCGGUGCUGGUGUUGCACUCGGAGAUGGAUGAGUUCGUGCCAGACAAUGUCGACCAGGCGGCGCUGAACAAGAAGUACCGCGACGCGAACCCUGUUGUGAGUCCACUGUCCGGGUUGAUUCCGGGAGCAGGGCACACGGUCACGGGGGAGGAAGCUCGGGAAUGGGUAGCCGGGCGAGUUGCCGAGUUUCUGCGCACGUUGAAGGCAUGA